AUCUCCACGAUCGGUUCGUUGAUGCGGUCACUAAACUCGGCGGACCCGAUAAAGCAACGCCAAAGUCAGUGCUGAGAUUGAUGGGCAUGAAGGGAUUGACACUGUACCAUCUCAAGAGUCAUCUGCAGAAGUAUAGACUUGGAAAGCAAGCCAGGAAAGAGACAGGAUUAUUGGAUGCCAACAAAAAUGGGAGCUCUAGUGGAGUCAAUUACUCUUCUGCCACUAAUAGCGAUGUCUCAAGAGGAAACAAUGGAGGAGAAAUGCCACUGGCAGAGUCACUGAGAUAUCAAAUUGAGGUGCAAAGAAAGCUACAAGAACAACUGGAAGUACAAAAGAAACUGCAAAUGAGAAUUGAAGCUCAAGGAAAAUAUUUACAAGCAAUACUAGAAAAAGCCCAGAAGAGCCUCUCCUACGACGUAAACGACACAGAGAACAUAGAAGAAAGCCGAGCUCAGCUGACAGAUUUCAAUCUAAAUUUGUCAGGAUUAAUGGAAAAUGUUAGCAAUAUUGUCUCUGAGGACAAUAAGAAGACAGAGUCAGGAAAAGCAAAGGCGCACGUUUCUGGUUUCCGGCUUUAUCAGGAAGAUACUGAAGAUACUGCGGAUGUCAAGUUCCCUAGUGGCGGAGGAUCGCAACAUUUGGAUUUGAAUAUGAAAGGAGGAGGGUAUGAUUUGUUUGGUGGAACUUUAGGAAGUGAACUAGAUCUGCGGAUGCAAUUGCAAGGGAGGUAGAUAUCAACUUGGAUGAGUUGCUAUGGAUGAAUUAUUUUUAUUUGGUUUAUGGGAAUUUUUUAUGUGUAUAAAGUAAUUUUUUUCCCCCGUAUUUAGGCAGCUCUCUGAGCAGAUGAGAUGAAUGCUUGCUUGUGUAAAUUUUGUUCAAUUCAGACGCGUAGAACAUCAAAUAAAAAAGUUCUCUUGAAA
Molecule: messenger RNA, 920 nt
Organism: Asparagus officinalis (garden asparagus)
Lineage: Eukaryota; Viridiplantae; Streptophyta; Magnoliopsida; Asparagales; Asparagaceae
Product: myb family transcription factor PHL11
Exons: 6
Coding region: 81-731 (216 amino acids)
Molecular function (GO): DNA-binding transcription factor activity
Source: RefSeq, a predicted model, not a curated record